GUUGUUUUUUAUUUAGGGGGGCACUAGAAAUGUUUUGUGGAAAAGUCAAUCACUGAUUGAGUGUUCCUCUUAAGUCCAAAAGCAUCCCAUUUUGCCUAAGGAUACUAAAUAAUUAUGUUGUUAACUGUGAAGCAAUGCCCGUGCAAAAAGCCUAUCAGCCAUGUGCUUGAUAAUCAUUCUGAUGUUGUUGCAAAUCUGCAGAAUUCUGUGUGUAAUUCUUGUACACCUACAUGUAGAUGUCUUCCAUCCAUGCUACAGAGUGGAAGGAGGAGAUGGAAAGAUUCUUGGCUCUUUGUGUGUGUUUGUUUGUCUGGCAUUCAGGAUGGUCCUUUGCAUAUUUUCAAUACCAUGUUCCAGGAUUCAUUCACACUUUUGUGGCUCAUUUGAUCUUUAAAAACAAGAGAGGAAAAGCUUCUGUUUCACAUUGAUUACAAAUUUGUGAAGCACUAACACUAUGUUGCAUGAAGGUCACUUUUCAUUCAGAAUUCACCAGUAUUUUCCUUUUUAAGCCCAACUGUUACUUGAUUGUUUUAUGUGAUUGUGAUGUAUUGGUGGCAUUGUUGUGUUGUCCUUGAAUAUGCUGGGACAUCUUUCCACCUCCUGCUUAUCCACCCGAUUCUCACCCGUAGCUGAAGAUGAUCCUCAAGUGCUGGACAGGCCAAAAUGCUUAGCUGCAUUGGCAUCGCUACGACAUGCUAAAUGGUUUCAGGUUCGGCUCAUUUGCUGUUUUAAGAGGAAUUGUCACAUUCUCUCUUACAAUGUAGUGUAGUAGUCCUGCUGUUGGAGGUACAUCUGAUAAAUAUGAGAAUUCCAAAUAAUUGAUUCAGUUUUUAAGGUACAGUACAUGUAUAUUAAAUACAUGGACAUCCCAGAUUUUGGCUUGUUUACAAAUUUUGUAUGGAGACGUACUUUAAAAGAACCCAAGCAUAGAUGGUAUGCAUAAAUGGUGGGCUGAACUGGUGUUCUUUUGUACUCGAGUGAAUUAGCCCAAUGAGCCUUGUCUUUGAGGUAAGGUUUUAUUCUUCCUUAAACAAGGCUAGGAGGGCGUAUCUACAUGAAUACAAAAGAGUACUAAUUGUGUCUGCCAUUUAUGCUUUGGGUCUACUCUGGAUAAUAGUAAGGUGCAUGUUGUGGUUUUCAAAUUUACUUCCAACUGCAGUGUUAAAUGCAUGUUAAUUACUGGUUGUAUUUAAAAUAUAUUUGGAUGAGAAGUUCUGAUUUGAAGUCGUCAACAGGUAUGUGUAUUGUGAGCAAAUAUGUGACACUUCCUCUUUGGGAAACCAGAAGUCACCAGGUGUCUCCUCUGGUUUUCAUGGUGUAUUUGUGGGUUCUUAUGUAAUAAUAACUUGUUUGUAAAUGAGCAUUUCAUUGGUGAGUGGAGUGCUGGUUUGCAGUUUACAUGUACAUUUUAAGUUGUUUAUAAAUUUCCAUUGGUGUAGACUGAUUAACCCUUUGACACCUAAGAAUGACUAGCAUAUAAUUUCUCCCUACAAUAAUUCCCCUGAAUCACACCUAAGGUUAUGAGAAUAAAGGAAAAGAUCACCAAAUAAAGAGGCGCUUGAUUGUUAAACAAAUUCUCCCUGUCAGCUACUGAGAAAGUACAUUAUGGAGAAUAUGCAUACUGAGUUUAGGGUGUGAAGGGUUAAUGUGUGUAUUUGAGAACAUCUCAUAUGUGCAGUUAUAAGUAUAGAGCAAUGGCCUUGAAGUAUUUAAUACAUCUUUUGACGAAGUUUAGUUUUACGGGAAAUGUUUCAUGGGUUUACAUUAAUAUGAUGUACCAAUACUCAGUUCUACUUUAUGUACAUAUGUAUGCAUGGUUUAUUUUGGUAACAUAAAUUCAUAGUUGAGCGGUGAUUACAAAUUGUUUCCUUUUCUGAUUCUUCCUUUGUUUUCAUUUUCCAGGCCAAAGCAAACGGUUUGCAGUCUUGUGUCAUCAUUAUACGCGUCAUGCGUGAUUUGUGCCGAAGAAUACCGGCUUUUUCUCCUCUCAACAACUGGGUAUGUGCACCGUACAUUUUAAGGGACCACUUCUUAUGUUCUCAGUCCAGGGGCUGUACGGUUAAAGCAAGGUGUCUUAGGCUCUCUAGCGGUCGAAAGGAAUGAAACUGCUGGCACACAGUACUUGUUUGGGAAACGUUCAUAUAGCGGCCUUCUAACUAGUAUUUUCAGCGAGGAAAAUUGUUCUGUUUUUCUUUGCAUUAGUUCAGUUUCAAACAACCAGGCACUGGCCUAUACAAUUGUUAAGAAAGGAAAAACUGUAGACUACACUCUGGGACUAUGUCAUAUAUCUGUUUUGGUUAAUACCUAGCUAGUUUACCCUGUAGAUCUGUCUCAUAGCUCUCCCCUCUUGCAGUAUUUCGCUUCUUUUUUUUAUAGGUGGGGAGAAUUUGGUAUUUUGUCGGUGCACGACCUUGAAGCCUAUUAGUCACUCUAGUCUUCUCGGGUGAGAAUGAUAAACCGUAGACUCCGUCUCCUGUCUCUUCUUUGUACCGGUUAUCAGGGGAACAUUAAAGAACCCAUACAAUUCUCGCAAAGAGUUGGGAACAGCUCCCGGUGUUGUAGGCUGGCCUUGUUGUUUCAAGCAGCUUUAAGCUGAUCUAGGCCAGUCUGUCUAAAUAUCGCAAAUUGAUUAAAAAAAAAUACUGUAAAUUCAAGGUAGGCAUCUGUGCGAUUUAAAUUUAUUCACACUUUGCUUACUUGUGUUAAAUGGAUUAUGAUAGGCGAUGGAGCUGUUGGUGGAGAAGGCGCUUAGCAGUAGUCAGCAGGCGCUGGGACCUGGAGAAGCUUUCCGCCGCGUGUUAGAAUGUAUUUCUAGUGGACUUCUCCUAGAAGGUGCAGUUAUAAUUUUCGGUUGUUUAAAAGCUGGCUCUAGCAUUAUCUGGUGAGCAAAGUAGAAAACUCUCUGUCUUUGGUGCCACAGGUGGACCAGGAUUGAGUGAUCCUUGUGAGAAGGAAACUAUUGAUGCUCUUGGUACUGUUUCAAUGCAAGAAAGAGAAGAUCUGACGGCUUCAGCACAGGUGAGGCACACCUUUUUAAUGGUUUUGUCUUUGUUGCUGUUUUAUACUUUUUCAGUGGUGUGAAUCAGUUUUUGUUUUCUCGUUAACUCUCGGUUACAAGGCCCAAAUGAUGAGCAGAUUUUACCUGACACUUGCUGGAGGGAAAAACUGAUUUAAUGAGCCUGAUGGGCCUAUUUACUUUUGCUUUUUUUGGUCACAGAGUAAAGUUUAAAUUUUGUAGACAUUUAAAUUAUGAUUUAUUUCCUUUUUAGCACGCCCUUCGACUAACAGCUUUCCGACAACUUCACAAAGUUCUCGCGAUCGAUCGACUCCCGCCCCAAUCAAAGUUCCGACGCAAUCGCGGAAGAAGCUUUAAGAGAAGGCGCGAAGACAGUGGCCAGGGGGAGGAAGGAGCCAAGAAAGAGAAAAAAGAGGGGGAGGGGGAGAGUGGCGGAGAAUCGAGCAUGGAAGUAUCCUCUGCGGGUGGUGCUGAGCCCAAGGCCGAUAUCAAGACGUAAUUAUCAGACAACUUGAAACGAUCACUACGAGAAAUUCUAAGAAGCACCAACGUAUAUGCAAGAGCUGAAAGUUAUUGUACUUUGUUUUAACUUAAAGGAGUUCGCUCAAUUGUUGUUGAAAUGCAAACAAUGUUAUAGAGUUGGCGCUCGUCAGUGUUAACGUGUUCAAGUUAGAUGCUUGUUAACAACUUUGCUCCCCGUUUUUGUGGACAGUUAAGACAUGCUUGGUAAGAAUGUUAAUUUCAUGAAACAAAAUGACUUAAAAAUAUUACAGAAAAUUAAAGAGAAGUUGUUCAGCCAGAAUUGUUUUUCUUAUGAACACAUUUUUUCAAAUUCAUCAUUGUAGUCUCUAUCCUCAGCACAAAUUGAUUAUAACGGCUCAUGAAAAUAUAAAGUCAGAAAACGAGGGUGUUUAAAGUAUUGGGGUGAGGUAACCGACACAUUGCAAUGUACACUAUGGCAAGUUAUCAAUUGACUUCGCUUCACCGUCGAAUAGUAGGGGUGGAAAUAUUUCAUGGUCGCUGACAAACGGCAAAUUUGCAUUGUGAUUACAUGUGUUUAGGAGGCUAGGAAGGCUAAUUUCUAAGGCAGGAGACAAGCUGUUAAAGAAGUCUCGCAUAGAGGUAGCAUUUUAAUGCCACUGUACGAACAGUUUUUUUUUAAAAGGCCAGUGAAACUUUCGUCGCCAUGUUGGAAUUGAAAGGCAUCACGUUAUCAAAGGCCAGACAUCGAAGGUGAUGUAAAUUAGUAGAUUGGCAGAACUUGAUCCUCUUCUUUAAAUCUUUGCCUUUACUUGCAUAGAGCCUCCAGCUUCGUGAGUAUCUUGUUUUUGGAGUGUUCACUGUUACUCCAGAUUUUCACUAUUUCCUCGAUCUGGAAAGGAAUAUCAGAGAAACGUUUGAGCGAUUCGUCCAAUUGUCGCACAGAUCGUUACUUAAUUUAAAAGGUGGGGCACUUCCUCCUGCUGUAGAAAAGAGUAUUGGAAGAGAGGCGAUCAAAUGGUCUCGUUUUGAGUGAAUGUUUGAUAAUUUUUUCAGUAUUUUCUGAACGACUAAGAAUCUAGCUUUAGGUACACGCUGUUCACGAGGAAAACAACGUUCCCUUUCACAGUGCAAACUUUUGUUCACGAUGUACAUCACGACAAUGUUCAGGGUUUAUAACUUGUUUCUCUAAAGGUUGUCGACUCCGAAAGGUGUUGUGGGUAGUUUCCAGGCCAUUUUUCUUUGACCUCAGGAUUUCAGGGAAGUCUGAGAAAACGUUAAUGUAAGGACGAGGCAUCGUGGGUUUAAUAAUGAAGAAAUGUAAAAUGGUUUCCGUGUUUACAUAGCCUGAUGUAAACACGCGGGAGGUUGGGAGAAC
Messenger RNA from Pocillopora meandrina, 4874 nucleotides. NCBI's taxonomy places the organism in Eukaryota, Metazoa, Cnidaria, Anthozoa, Scleractinia, Pocilloporidae. The record is from the annotation of a GenBank genome assembly.